Perognathus longimembris pacificus (Pacific pocket mouse) is the source of this 2143-nucleotide messenger RNA. Its product is annotated as nuclear fragile X mental retardation-interacting protein 2-like. Gene Ontology annotation, cellular component: cytoplasmic stress granule; nucleoplasm. NCBI's taxonomy places the organism in Eukaryota, Metazoa, Chordata, Mammalia, Rodentia, Heteromyidae. Gene Ontology annotation, molecular function: RNA binding. The record is from RefSeq and is a predicted model, not a curated record.
AUGGAGGAGAAGCCCGGCCAGCCACAGCCUCAGCACCAUCACAGCCACCGCCAUCUGCACCAUCACCCCCAGCAGCAGCAGCAACAGCAGCCGCACCACCACCACCAUUAUUAUUUCUACAACCAUAACCACAACCACCACCACCACCACCACCAUCACCAGCAGCCUCACCAGUACCUGCAGCAUGGAGCCAAGAGCAGCCCCAAGGCCCAGCCAAAGCCGCUGAAACAUGAGCAGAAACACACCCUCCAGCAGCACCAGGAAACGCCGAAGAAGAAAACAGGCUAUGGUAAAAUAAAUGGUAAUGCCGGGGAAAGAGAAAUAUCUUUAAAGAGCCUCAGUUCUGAUGAUGCUACCAAUCCUAUUUCCAGAGUCCUCAAUGGCAACCAGCAAGUUGUAGACACUAGUCUGAAACAGACUGUGAAGGCUGGUACCUUUGGAAAAGCAGGAAUUAAAACCAAGAAUUUCAUUCAGAAAAACAGCAUGGACAAAAAGAAUGGGAAAUCUUAUGAAACUAAAUCUGGAGAGAGCCAGUCUAUUGAUAAGACUGAUGCUAUAGCAAUUCCAAAUGGUGUUAUAACAAAUAAUUCAAGCUAUAUUACUAAUGGUUAUAUGGGCAGAGGAGCAGAUAAUGAUGGUAGUGGGUCCAAGAGUGGAUAUACCAAUCCUAAAAAAAAGAAAGCUAGUCGCAAUAGUGCUAAGGGUUGUGAAAACCUUAACUUAGUGCAGGACAAAAUAAUGCAACAAGAGACUAGUGUCACAACCUUGAAACAGGGACUUGAAACUUUCAAGCCUGAUUCCAGUGAACAAAAGGGAAAUCGAGUAGAUGGUUCAAAGCCCAUUUGGAAGUAUGAAACUGGGCCUGGAGGAACGAGUUGGGGAAAACCUGCUAUGGGUGAUUUGCUUCGUAAAAGCUCAGAUAUUAAACCUGGUAGGAGCAUCAAAAUGUUUGUUGUUGGGCCCAAAGGAAAGCAUGCUUCAGCUGCUGCCUCCAAAGAGAACUCAUGGACCCUAUUUAAACCACCUCCAGUUUUUCCAGUGGACAAGAGUAGUGCUAAAAUAGUUCCAAAAAUAAGUUAUGCAAGCAAAGUUAAGGAAAACCUCAACAAAACUAUUCAGAACUCUUCUGUGUCACCAUCUUCAUCAUCAUCCUCUUCAUCAUCUACUGGGGAAACUCAGACCCAGCCUUCAAGUCGGUUAUCCCAAGUCCCUAUGUCAGCGUUGAAAUCUGUUACUUCUGCCAAUUUUUCUAAUGGGCCUGUUUUAGUGGGGACUGAUAAAAAUUUGUAUCCAGGGGCUCAGCCACUGCUAACUACUGCUGCUAAUACUCUGACACCCAUCUCUUCUGGAACUGAUUCAGUUCUCCAGGAUAUGAGUCUAACUUCAGCAGCUGUUGAGCAAAUUAAGUCUAGCCUUUUUAGCUACCCUUCAAAUACGCAAACUGUGCUAUUGAGCACAGCACAGGUACAUCUGCCUUCUCAGACAGAUCAGCAAAACCUGGGGGAUAUCUUCCAGAAUCAAUGGGGUUUAUCAUUUAUAAAUGAGCCCAGUGCUGGCCCUGAGACUGUUAUUGGAAAAUCAUCAGAUCAUAAAGUGAUGGAGGUGACAUUUCAAGGAGAAUAUCCUGCCACUUUGGUUUCACAGGGUGCUGAAAUAAUCCCCUCAGGAACUGAGCAUCCUGUGUUUCCCAAGGCUUAUGAGCUGGAGAAACGGACUAGUCCUCAAGUUCUGGGUAGCAUUCUAAAACCUGGGACUGCUAGUGAGAGUGGAGCCUUAUCCUUGGAAACCAGUCAUAUAGGUGACCUUCAAAAAGCAGACACCAGUAGUCAAGGUGCUUUAGUGUUUCUCUCAAAGGACUACGAGAUAGAAAAUCAAAAUCCUCUGGCCUCUCCUACAAACACUUCGUUAGGCUCUGCCAAAGAACAGAAAUACCAGAGAGGCCUAGAAAGGAAUGAUAGCUGGGGUUCUUUUGACCCAAGAGCUGCUAUUGUAUAUCACACUAAAGAAAUGGAAUCUAUUUGGAAUUUGCAGAAGCAAGAUCCCAAAAGGAUAGUCACUUACAAUGAAGCCAUGGAUAGUCCAGAUCAAUGAAGGACCAGACUGCCUAUUUGUAACCUUUCUGCAGUAUUAGAGCCACCGUUUA